GGUUUGUUUCUCCGAAAUUGUCUCCCCAUGAAAUAUCGCUUUUAUAAUUGCUCAUUGCUACCUUUUCUGUAAUAUUACAUCACAGAAAAUAUAUGAAGAAAAGAAGGCAACGUGAGAAAGAAGAUAUGAAGAAAAGAAAGCAAGGUAAGAAAGAAAAUGAAGAAAACUACGAAAACAAAGACAUGCUGAGUGAGUUAGCCGACGGAGUUCUCCUUCACAUUUUGUCAUUAUUGGAUACAAAACAGGUCGUUCAAACUUGCGUUUUGUCCAAAAGAUGGGAACAUCUCUGGAAACGUAUUUCAACUCUUAUGUUGUAUGCUUCAAGUUUUUCCACUCCGAAGCAAUUUGCCAUGUUCGUGUCUAAGAUUUUGACUCUUCGUGAUACCUCAAUUCCACUGCAAGCUCUUGAUAUUGACCGUCAUGGUAAUAUUGAGUCUCAACUCCUUGAAAAGGUUUUAGACUAUGUUUGGUCCAAUAAUACACACGUUAAGGAAUUAGAAAUCUCUGUCUGUGGUGAUAGUUCUCUCAUUCUGAGCUGCGUUUCUUCAUGUCGGGCUCUUACAUCUCUUAAGCUUGAUAUUUAUCCUAGACGCAAUAUUGGUGGUAAUUUUGGAACAAUAUUUCCAAAAUAUUUGAAUUUGCCAGCAUUGACCAGCUUGGAUCUAACAAAUUUCGCCUUUUGGGGUGAUAAAAACGGCUGUGUUGACCCCUUUUCCGCCUUUACUAAGUUGAAUAGUUUGGUCCUUUACGGUUGUAAGAUAGAGGAUGCUCAAAUCCUCAAGAUAUCAAGUGAGACACUUGUCGAUUUAGCUAUGCAUCAUAAUUCAUCUAAUUUUUCCCAAAUUGAGUUGUCUACUCCUAGUCUUUGCACCUUUACUAUUACCGGUAUUCCUAAUCAGAAAAUAUGUGGGAGCGGUCUUUCUUCUGUUAAACAAGUAAAUAUUGAUGCAAAAAUGCAUUCAAAUUUUGAGGAGUCUCCUAUGGUUCUAUUGAGCUGGCUGCUAGACCUCGCCAAUGUAAAAUCAUUGAUAGUCUCUUCAAUUACUCUUCAGAUUCUCUCCUUAGUUCCUGAUAUAUUAGAGGUUGAGCUCCAUUCUUUGUGUAACUUGAAGUCGAUGGAAAUAAAAUUGGAACCUCUUCAAACUCAACUGGGAUUACCCCGCGUAGUGAAUGCCAUGUUAAAGAAAGUUGCUGCCAAGUCGAGUAAAGAAGCUACCAAGUUACAAAAAGCAUUUAAAGCAGGUUUGGAACCUCCUCCCAUACCAGAUGGAAUAGUUGAUUUCUUGCGACAAAACUCACCGCUGGCGGAAGUUAACAUCCUAACAAUUUACUCAAAUUGUUUUAAUCUUAAGGAGGUUAAAGAAUCUAUAAAGGGCGCCAGGAUUAUCAACUAUCAUUCGCAGUUUGCCGCGUCUGCCUCCUCCUCAUCUACCACACCUGCUUCUGCCGCCGCUCCUGCUUCUGUUGCUGCACCUCUCAAUCUCCAAUCUCUGUCACACUGAAAAGGACGAUAAAUCAUCCAAUGAAGAGAAGGUGGGGAAGCACCAACAUAACAGCGACUCUCCACUUCUAGAUAAUGGGCAGUGAAGAGUUCUCAUAUUUCCUACAAGUUACAAUGUCUUAUUUGCGGGCCUUUCUUUUAAGAUAUUAGAUAAGUGACUGAAAAAGAAUCAAAUUUUCUGACUUUACUACAUGUUUGAUUUGCCAAGCACUUGGUCUAUCACACGACCUCUUCAUUUGAGGUCCAUGAGAUUCAUCUAGCUGAUAGUCUCCAAUUUUGAAGCCAUAUUGUGAUAUACUUAUUUAGCGACCAUCUCAGAGUAUGUCUCGGAUACUAUAUUGUUGUGAUAUAGUAGUACUUAUUUAGCAACCAUCUCAGAGUAUGUCUGGGAUACUAUAUUGUUGUGAUAUACUUAUUUAGCGACCAUCUCAGAGUAUGGCUCGGAUAUAUAUUGUUGUGAUAUACUCUUAGCGACCAUCUUAGAGUAUGUCUCAGAUACUAUAUUGUGAUGUCCAAAUCAUGUUCUUCGGCACUUAAACGCAUGUUCAUAUAGUAUGAACGUAUGAACAUGUGUCUUUUGUUUUCUGUUAGUUUUCAUGAAUCCUUUAGUUUCUAUUGGAUCUUGUUCAUCGACGAAUUUUAAUUUUUGCUAUAUAUUUGUUUUC
Messenger RNA from Medicago truncatula (barrel medic), 2166 nucleotides. Its product is annotated as F-box/LRR-repeat protein At4g14103. Lineage: Eukaryota; Viridiplantae; Streptophyta; Magnoliopsida; Fabales; Fabaceae. The record is from RefSeq and is a predicted model, not a curated record. Gene Ontology annotation, molecular function: protein binding. The transcript is spliced from 4 exons. The coding region runs from base 93 to 1502 and encodes 469 amino acids.